AUGAAGCGGUACAUAGUUUUAGGUCAAGCCGGGGAUGGAUCUUUUGGCACUGUCAGCAAAGCAAAGCAACUUGAGACUGGCGAAAUUGUCGCAGCAAAAAAAAUGAAGCAACGUUUCCAAACCUGGGAGGAGUGUUUGCAGCUCCGUGAGGUCCAGGCACUCUGCAAGCUCAAACACCCUAAUAUAGUGAAAUUAAAGGAAGUUGUACGAGAAAAUAUGGAGCUCUUUCUUAUUUUUGAAUACUGUGAAAGAAAUAUAUUCCAAAUACAGCGUCGGCGUAUGGAGGAGAUGAGUGGAGUACAGACAUUUAACGAUCGAGAGAUUCGUAGUGUUAUUUGUCAAACACUUUUGGGCAUUCAAGCUUUUCACAAGGCCGGGUUUAUGCACCGCGACAUCAAGCCUGAGAAUUUGUUAGUACAAGGGGAUCAAAUAAAGGUAGCAGAUUUCGGCUUGGCCAAGGAAAUCCGAUCGCGUUCACCCUUUACUGAGUAUGUGUCGACGCGAUGGUACCGCGCCCCUGAAAUCGUGUUGCAUUCCUCUCAUUACAAUUCUCCCAUUGACAUCUGGGCUUGUGGUGUGACGUUUGCGGAGUUGUACCUUGGCCGGCCUCUCUUUCCCGGAACCUCCGAAAGUGAUCAAUUAUUUAAGAUAUGCUCGGUUCUUGGAUCUCCAACACAGACUGAGUGGGAUGAGGGCUAUCAUCUAGCGCGACGUCUUAAUAUGCGUUUCCCAACAAUUGCGCCAACCCCAUUGCGACAAAUUUUGAAUUAUGCUCCAUCGUCUGCUGUGGACUUAAUAGAAAAAAUGCUCCGUUUUAAUCCUAGUGAUCGUUUGACUGCCACACAAUGUCUACAACAUCCCUUUUUCACCGGAAAUGAUAGCAACUCAGAUUUGUUUUGUGGUGUUAGCACUGGGAAGGCACAUAAUCCAUUUGAGUAUGCUAAUAUGCUGACAUCACCAUCUAGUAAAACAAGUUUCAAGGAGAAUUCAAUCAGAAAACAAAGUGUCUGUACUACCUCUCCAACAAAUCACCAACUAUCGCAUGGGCUAAAGUGUACGGGACUUUUUACUGAAGAAAAUAGCACCUUGCUCGUAUCCGGCUCAUCUAAUUUACCAGUAGAUAUCCCUCUAGUCACUAAGCCCAAUGCUCCGAAGUCUCUUCCGAAAAGUUUGAAUCACAAAAAGGAUAUUUCUGAUAAUGUUGAUGAUGAGUUUAAUUUUUAG
Messenger RNA from Phytomonas sp. Hart1, 1224 nucleotides. NCBI's taxonomy places the organism in Eukaryota, Euglenozoa, Kinetoplastea, Trypanosomatida, Trypanosomatidae. The record is from the annotation of a GenBank genome assembly.